AUGUCAGAACAAAAUUCAGUCGCAGAGGUUGUCACAUGGCUAGUCGACACGGUCGAACGGAGCUCGGAGCAUGCAGAACCCCUGGCAGAGGUGUCGGCUGUGGGGAGGUGGGUUGGGAUGCAAGCCAACAUGGACGUCAGGACGCACACGUUUCAGAGAUGCCAGCGACUGGUUCGAACCUUCCGACAUGAAGUGCUGGACGUGUUCUUGCUCAAGUUUGCCGGGGCUGCAUCUGUACAUGCAGAACAGGAUGGCAGGGCGGCAAGGGAGAUCGGGAGGUGGUGGGAGCGGAUGCGGGGGGAGGAGGAUGUGGAGGCUGCGGCCUGCUAUGUUUGCCUGAGCAUGGAGACAUUUCUCGAGCUGGGCUGUGAUGUCUUCCUCGAGAUCGUUCACUGGUCGAGGAAACUUGUUGAAUGCGUGCAUGGCUCUUUGAAGGGCAAUGAAGGCUUCGUGAUGGGUGCGAUCGACUCGGGUCGGCGGAAGUGGAUGCCAUUAAUCAUGGCGAAGAUUGAAGAGAAGGACGGGAAGAGGCAGAUAGCUAGAGAGAGUUUGUUCAGCAAGAUUUGUUCGAUAAGUUGGCAUUCUGACGUUGAGAUAAGGAGGAGGAGGCAGAAUUUGUUCAUAGAGCUCUCCUGUCUUCCUCUUCUUGCUCAGCUCUUGAGAUCCAAGGACGUGAACCUGCAGCACUGGGCAGCAAACUGUCUCUUUGCCGUCUUGAGGGACAACGACGACGGGGCGUGUGAGUUUGUGGAGAGCGGCACGUUCCGAGAUGUCGUCGCGGUCAUGCAUGAGAUUGACUUGUCGUCAAGAGUUCAGUUGUCCUUGUUGAAGCUCAUGAAAGUUGUUUGUCAGUGUUAUCAACCAGCUGCAAGGUUUCUCCUGUCCAAGGGCAACACCCUGCUGGAAAAGGUGUGCGAGCUGCUGGGGAGGUGUGCUGCUGGGGUUGUGGUGGACGAGGGGGAGGAGAAGACGGGAGAGAUCAAAUUGAAAGCAACCAUUGAGCUUCUGCUUGUGUUGUGCUGCCACCAGGAAAGCCGGGAAGCCUUGAAGAAGAGUCGUGUGAACGAACUGAUGUACAGAGUCCUAGUCAUAACUAAGUCGUCUGCAGUGAAAGAGUUGUCGACGAUGGGACUGUCGCUGCUCUGUGCGGGCUCAUGGCCGUCUUACAUGUGUCUUGUCCGUCGUCGUGACAUCUUGGACUUGCUGACGCGCCUGUUCUUCGACAUGUUCCUCCUGCACAAAGACGACAGCGAACGGAGAUGUUGGUGCGUGAACGCCAUGGUCGAGGCUACGAGGAGCAGGUGGAACAGGGAUCGAAUCAGAGGGAAAGGCAUCUUGGACUUCGUCGAGCGAUUGAUUUUGGACGAGGAAACCAGACAGUCUGCAACCUUGGGAGGCCUGACGAGAAUUUUCUGGCAGUUCUUGCAAGAUGAGCAUGUUGAUGUUGCGGAUCCGCCCAAGGUGUACGGGAGAGAAGCAGGAGAUAGCAUGAUACGAUGUUACUUCCUCCUCGACAGCGUGCCUGUUUCAGAUCGCAGGCAGAUCCCUGCUGGAUCUAGGUUGCAUGCUGUCUUCUCCUCCUCCUCCUCAUCCUCCUCCUCCUCCUCCUCCUCUGCUGGAGGGAAACCAGUCAAAGGAUGUCUACCCCUCCUCCAUUCAGAUCAUCUGCAGCAGAUCGUUGAGAUCCGAACCAUGACGGUCAUAUGGGACCGACGGCUCUCCAACCUGAACCUCCUGCAGUUCACUGACAGUUUCGUUCGCCAAUUCCGUCUAGUCAAGAAGCAGCACAGAGACAUGAAGACUGGGCUGACCCCGCAGCAGUUCUCCUCCUUCUUCUCCUCCUGGAUGGCGGAGGUGGCCCAAGGGACUAGCCCGGGCCUCGUGCAGGAGCUGGCGUCAGUUUGCCUUGAAGGAGCCAUGAAGCUCAGGGACGGUCUCAGUGCUCGGGGGAAGAACCUGCGGUCAAGCAGCGAGGUCACGGAGUAUGACCUGCUCGAUUUCCUCUCCGCCAGCUCCUGGGACUUCCUUGGGCGCAUCGGCGAUUCUGUGCGCAGGAUUGAGAUGCUCGCCUGCUCCCCUCGCCUCUGCUCCUCUCACGUCCUGGGCCUUGUCAGGAAGAACCGAACUCCUCCUCCUCCUCCUCUUGAUUCUCCUCCUCCUUCUCCUAGUUCUCCUCCUCAGCCUACUGCUUUUCCUUCUCCUCCCGCUGCUUCUCCUGCUCUUCUUCGUCCUCCAGAGACUCCUCCUCUUGCACUGCACGACUUUCCUGCUGCUGUGUAUGUGAUAGGAUGGGACUGGCAGCCAGUGAAGAUGGUCAUGGUGAGAUUAGAGCAGAAAGAAGAAGUGGAGCAAGUGUUCGGGCGCGUUCACCAAGAGCAGAAAAUUCGGCAGCGGAAGCGUGUUCAGGAAGAGGAGGAACAGAAACAGCAGGGGGAGCAGGAGCAGGAGCUUAAGUUGGAGAUGGAGGAGGAGCUUGGGCAGCAGGAGCAGGAGCAGGAGCAGGAGCAGGAGCAGGAGCAGGAGCAGGGUGGGAGAGAAAUUUGCGUCUGGGACAGGAGCAGCCAGGACGAGGAAGUGUUCUCCUACAUCAUCAAGUGCACUUACCAAGAUCUGAGAAGCAAUACUGCUCCUGAGACAGAUCUCGAACCUCCUGCUCCUCCUGCUCCUCCUGCUCCUCCUGCUCCUCCUGCUCCUCCGCACGAUGUCGUGGAGGAAAGAGCUUACACGAUGUUGAGCAUGAAGAAGAGACUCUCGUUCAAGGACGCGUGGGAGAUGGCGUUGAGCGAGUUCAUCGACGAAACUUUCAGGGAGCAGGCAAACGACUCGGGUGCCGUUGACACCUCUAGUAUGCUGGAGCAGCUCCAUCGUGUCGGCCUCGCAGUUCUGCCAAGGGACCUUGAGGAGAGGUUAGCGGAAGCAACGCGGGACGCACGAGCUGAGGAGCAGGAGGGUGCAGGAGCAGGAGCAGAAGCAGGAGCAGGAGCAGGAGCAGGAGCAGGGAGGGAAACGGUCAACUACCAGACCUUCUCUCUCAUCGUCCGGCGGAUGAUGGAGGAGAGGAGAGCAGUGAGGUUCCCCGUCAUAGAAGAUAUCCCUUCCCUCCGCAUCUUCCAGGACACAAGACAAGUGAGGCAGCUGCUGGCGGCUCGAGGAGAGCAAGUGGCAGACGACAGAAGGUCCUCGAGCUUCUGCGACCUUAUCGAGAGAUGCGACUACCUUGUAGCCUUUCUCAGCCGCAACUUUGAGCUGAACAUCCGAUGCUACACGGAGAUGGCGCUUGCUCGCCAUCGUAACAAGACAAUCAUCUUCCUUUGUGUUCAGGACUUCAACGUGCAGGAAGAGUGGUUGAAUGAUUUGUUGGGGAUAGAAAGAGAGGAUAGAAUACUUUGUCAUUCUCUCCCUUCGAUGACAUGCUGGCGCAAGGGAUCUCGACAUGUUGAGACUACUCUCUUCCCUCCCUACAACGACCGCCGUCCGCCAGUUUUCACCCUCUCCUCCUCCUUCUCCUUCUUCGCUCCUUGCGAUGCUUCCCCUUCCUCUGACCUUGUGCUCUCCCACCCGAACGCUGGAUUUGUUUCUUCCUCUACCUCCACAAGCACGCGACCUCUGCUGCAGGCUGCCCCGAGGUCUCGUCGAGAGGUCAACGGAGAUCUGGUGGAGGGAUCGCUCCUCCUCGACUUCCGUCCCCAGCAUCAUCAACGGAUUGCUGAGGAGGAGGAGCGAGGUUGGAGGAAGCAGCACGAGGUGGCGGAGGAGGAGUACAGAGAAGCACGAGCGAUGCAGCGCAAGGUUGAAGGAGAAGUGUGGGAGCUGCUAGAGGAGCUGAGGAAGGGAAGGGAAGAGAUUGAGAGGAUGGAGGAGGAAGGGGAGCGGCUGGAGGAGGAGGAGAGGAGGAGGAGGACGGAGCUGGAGAAUAUUGAGAUGCGUUAUGAAUGGGUGAUGGAGCAUUUCAGCGACGAUGCGGAUUUUGGCAAGAUGAGUCAAGAGAGUGAAGAACUUUUCAAGGCGAAGACAGAGAUCGAGUUCCAACUGAAACGUGUCACGAAGGAGAGAAGAAACUUGGAGGAAGUGUUGAUAUGUUGGAAGGAAGACAUGAGGAGGAAGGAGGAGAGGCUGGAGGAAACAAGAAGAGAAGAGAGCAAGUGGAGGAGGGGAGAGGAGGAGAGAGGAAACACCUUGUCUAUGGCAGCCAGGACUCUGCAAGUUGCAACAGAGAGAGUAAACGAUGAGAGGUUGAGACUGUUUCGUGAUGAGAGCGUGAUGGAGCUGAUGAAGCAGAUCUACAAUCAUCGCAAGCUCUAUCGCAUGAGCCUCUUCAUCACUCGCUCCUGCUUCUACAAAAGUUUUCUCCUCCUCCACCUGCAUGCUGCCCGAUGCAAACUCUUCAAGCGCAAACUGGCUCCCUUCCUCCUCCGCCCGCUCUACCUCUCCUUCAACUCCUUCAUCUCCUACCAUCUCCAGCAGGAGCGCAAGCGGAAGGAUCAGGAGACAGCAAGCAGUUUCAGCCGCGGAAAACUAUCCCUCUCCUUCCUCUUUCAGUGGAAAGAGGCGGUCAUGGAGGGCCGAGACCUCGCCUCCUCUGCUGCUGAACCUCUCCGGCGACUUCUCCUCCUGCUCGGCCUCCGUGUCGUCGAGCUUGCAGUGCAGGAGUGGAGGAGGAGGACGCGGCUGGAGAAACAGGCCAGAAGCCUGCACGACCGUCACUGGAGCAACUUUGCUCUCUCCUCCUGGCUGGACCACUGGGAGCAAGUCGUGCUGACCUUCAGCAGGGUCGGGGAGAAAUGCAAGAAGUUUCUGCUGCUGCUCUCCGCUGACUUUCUCCUUCUCUCCUUCUCUUCCUGGCGGGGCCGGACUGUCCUCAACAUCCGCGUCCGAUCCUACGUGGGGCACAGGAGGAGGAGCGAGGAAGAGGCGGUGGUGAUUGAAUGGAAAGUUUUGGUGGCGGAGGCGAAAAUGAACAGGAGGGUGCAAGAGGAGGCGUCGAGCAGGUUUCGCCUCGUCCUCUCCGCCCUCCUCAGCGAUAGGAAGGUCGACUGCUUCCUCGCAUGGCGGCGACGGGCGGCAGGGAAGCGGAAGGCAAGGACAAUGAGCGCGCGGGUGGUGGAGGGGGAGGCGUGGAGGAGGUGGAUGGAGGCCAUGGAAAGUUUCUACGAGCUCCAGGAGAAGGUGCAGGAGCGCUGCUCGUCGGUCGUGCUCAGCCUGCUAGGAAGCAGCAUGCGACAGUGCUUCAUGGCAUGGAGGAGGAGGGGGGAAAAGAGGAAACUCGCCAUGCUCCGAUGGGCCAACAGCUCCCUCACCUCCGCCAUGUCCUCUUGGAAGGAAGCAGCAGCCCUCCUGCGGGAGAGGAGGGCAGCACUGCUGGAGUGGAGCUGGAGGGCGGAGCAGAGGAGGUGGAACCGAGAUCUGCUCAACGAUGCGGUCAGGGUGUGGGUGAACAUCUGGGUGAUCAGAUCAUUCCGCGCGCUCUACGAGUUGGCUGUCACAGAGAGGUACAGGAGGAGAGUUGUUGCGUCCUUCCGCCUUCGCUUCCGCCUUCGGCUUGCUCAGAAGAUGCUGCUGCUGUGGAGAGAGGAGGAGGAGAGGAGGAGGAGCGCCGUGGAAGUGAUGGAGGAGCAGCAGCUGAGAAGGAGGAGGAGGACGCUGAAGAAGAGCCUGCGGAGGAUGAGGGAUGAAGUGAGGGACAGGAAGAUCGGAGAAAGGAUGGAGCUGGCAAAAGAGAGCAGGGUGUUGAAGCGAAUGCUGCUGUCAGCCUUGUGGUGGACGCUGCAGUGGUGGCAGGAGGGGAGCAGGAGGAGCAAGAGGUUCCGAGCUGGGGAGGAGGUCAUGGGGAGGAAGAGGAGGAGAAGGAAGCUCUCUGCCUGCUUUCGCUCGUGGUCCGUCGACUUCGUCGACUCAAGUUUCUUGGAGCGCCAUCGAGCGUUGGGGGAGGCGGCGAGAAAGGCUGUGGAAGAGGGAGGAGGGAGGGAGUUCCUCCUGUUCCUCCGAGCAAGCGCAACAUGGAGCAGCAGCAGUACGCACAGCAGGAUCAGAAACUACGGGAAGCGACGCGCGAGGAAGGAGGGAGAGGGAGAGGACGAGGACGAGGAGGGAGGAAGGGAGCGGCAGCAGGAGCAGGAGCAGGAGCAGGAGCAGGAGCAGGAGGAAGGGACCCGAGGGUCACUUCGACUGACAGACAUGCUGGUGCUGCAGAAGAUGCUGGCAGACGCUGUGGGGAGGAAGGCGACUUUCUGGCGGGUGGUGGAGGGUUUCUCUUUUCUCCUUUCACAACAGCAGCAAGCUCUGUCCUCCUCCUCCUCCUCCUCCCGCCGCUCCUCGUCCCUCCCCCACGAUCUUCGAGCUCCCGAUCAGCUCAUGACGAUGUUGGACCAGCUCCAGCUGCAGGCGUACGCGCCGACGCCGCUGGCAACUCACCGGGAGGAGGAGGAGGAGGAGAAAAGGAGAAGAAUGAAGGAGGAGAUGUCGUGGGAGGAAGCGGCAAGAACGUCGUGGAGGAAGGAGAUUGCUAAUCAGAUCCUGCCGCCAUACCUGGGAGGAAAGUUUGCCAGGAUGGCAGUGGAGAAGUUCCGAAAGCAGGAGGGUAGAGCAGUGAAGUGUUCUGCCUCCUCCUCCCUGUCGCUUCUCCCCGAUAUCCACGGCCCCAAGAAGCCUGUGGACGCUCCUCCUCCUGCCAAGAACAAAGAGAAGCGAUGA
Guillardia theta CCMP2712 is the source of this 6690-nucleotide messenger RNA. RefSeq lists its product as hypothetical. The coding region runs from base 1 to 6690 and encodes 2229 amino acids. The transcript has 13 exons. Lineage: Eukaryota; Cryptophyceae; Pyrenomonadales; Geminigeraceae. The record is from RefSeq and is a predicted model, not a curated record.